Molecule: messenger RNA, 3955 nt
Organism: Cucurbita pepo subsp. pepo (vegetable marrow)
Lineage: Eukaryota; Viridiplantae; Streptophyta; Magnoliopsida; Cucurbitales; Cucurbitaceae
Product: protein GIGANTEA
Biological process (GO): regulation of circadian rhythm; regulation of long-day photoperiodism, flowering; response to stress
Cellular component (GO): nucleus
Source: RefSeq, a predicted model, not a curated record
CUUUCUCUCUCUAAACUGACGGCCCUUGAAAAGAUUCCCCUCUCUCUCUAUCUCUCUCUCUACACUGAAAAUUACUUGGCAUAAAAACAAAGGAAUAUACCUUCUAGAGAGAGAGAAAGGGAGAGAAUUACAGUUUGUGGAAUUUCUUGGCUGAAGCGGAAUCGAUUUUCAGUGGAUUGGUUUUAUUGUUGUUAUGGAAAUUGUAAGUAUGGAGUUGUGAACUUGGGAGCUUCUCAGGAACUGGAACUUGAAAAAUCUAUAGCGGUACAAGGGGUUGGGUUUUGGUGAAUUUCUUAAGGGGACGUGAAGCUAGAUUUUGGAUAUUGAAUACAUUUCUUCAAGCCUUUUUUUAGAAUUCGUGGCUAAUCGAAAUUGGUUGUGGUUUUGGGAUGCUGAAUUACGACAUUUGGAUUCUUGAUUGGUAGCAAAUGAAGAUGGAGUUUGCGCAAUUGCCUAGUUGAUUUGUUGGCCAUUGAAGAGGUAGCUUUAAGGGAAAUUUAUUGAAAAUAUAUGGCAACGUCGAGUGAGAGAUGGAUCGAUAGACUUCAAUUGUCCUCCUUGUUUUGGCCUCCCCCAGAUGAUGAUCAGCAAAGAAAGAACCAUUAUUCUGAACAAUGGGCCCUUGCAUGUGGGGAGAUACUCCGGAUCUUGACUCAUUACAAUCGUCCAAUAUACAAGAUGGAACAAAAGAAUGGUGAAACAGAAAGAAGCAAUAGUGGCUGCGUUGCUACGACGCGUGACACCAAUGAUGGGGAAUUUGUUCAAGUGCCUCUGCAACACGAGAGGAAACCUAUAAGACCUUUGUCCCCAUGGAUUACUGACAUAUUGCUUGCUGCACCAUUGGGCAUCAGAAGCGACUAUUUCCGCUGGUGCAGUGGUGUUAUGGGUAAAUAUGCUGCUGGAGAGCUCAGGCCACCCACAUCAGCUUCUUCUCGUGGAUCUGGAAAACACCCUCAGCUUAUACCAUCAACUCCAAGAUGGGCGGUUGCAAAUGGUGCUGGAGUCAUAUUGAGUGUUUGUGAUGAAGAAGUUGCUCGGUAUGAGACUGCAACUCUAACAGCAGCUGCUGUUCCUGCACUUCUUCUUCCUCCCCCUACAACAGCUUUAGAUGAACAUUUAGUUGCUGGGCUACCAGCUCUUGAGCCAUAUGCACGCUUAUUUCAUAGAUAUUAUGCCAUUGCUACUCCCAGUGCUACCCAAAGGCUUCUUCUUGGACUCUUAGAAGCACCUCCAUCUUGGGCUCCAGAUGCACUUGAUGCAGCUGUACAGCUUGUAGAGCUUCUUCGAGCUGCUGAAGAGUAUGCAACUGGCAUUAGGCUUCCUAGAAACUGGAUGCAUUUACAUUUCUUGCGUGCCAUUGGCACUGCAAUGUCCAUGAGAGCUGGUAUUGCUGCUGAUGCUGCAGCAGCCUUGCUUUUCCGCGUACUGUCCCAACCCGCGUUGCUUUUUCCGCCACUACGACAAGUUGAGGGAAGUGAUGUUCAAUAUGAAUCUUUGGGUGGCUAUGAAUCAUCAUACAGGGAACAGAUCGAAGUGCCUGCAGCGGAAGCUACAACUGAAGCUACUGCUCAAGGAAUUGCAUCGAUGCUUUGUGCACAUGGCCCUGAAGUUGAAUGGAGAAUUUGUACCAUCUGGGAAGCUGCUUAUGGCUUGAUUCCGUUAAGUUCCGAUGUAGUUGACCUCCCUGAAAUCAUAGUUGCAACGCCAUUGCAACCUCCCAUAUUAUCAUGGAAUUUAUACAUUCCUCUCCUUAAGGUUCUUGAAUAUCUUCCACGAGGUAGCCCAUCCGAAGCAUGUCUGAUGAAGAUAUUUGUUGCUACUGUUGAAUCAGUUCUUCAAAGAACAUUUCCGUCCGAGUCUCCCAAAGAACAAACUAGAAAAACAAGAUACUUUUCCAGCUUUGGUUCUGCUUCUAAAAAUCUAGCUGUCACAGAGCUUCGAACCAUGGUCCACUCGCUCUUCUUAGAAUCAUGUGCUUCUGUGGAGCUCGCUUCACGCCUACUUUUUGUCGUAUUGACUGUUUGUGUUAGUCAUGAAGCUCAAUCCAAUGGAAGCAAGAAAUUCAGACGUGAACAAAGUAUUGAUGAAAGGAUUGAGGACUUGCAAGCGGUACCCGAGAACCAUACAGGAAUAAGAAGGAGAAAGACUAAAAAGCAAGGUCCUGUUUCUGCAUUCGAUUCUUACGUCCUGGCUGCUGUUUGUGCUCUUGCUUGUGAGCUCCAGUUAUUUCCCUUUGCUGCUAGGGGAAGUGAUCAUUUAAACACUACAAAUUUACAGGAUGUAAUAAAACUGGUCAAAGUAAACGGCACUUCAACCGAGCUUCAGAAUAGCGUUAGCUCAGCAGUAUGCCACACACAUCGAAUUUUGGCCAUCUUAGAAGCACUUUUUUCUUUAAAGCCAUCUUCUGUGGGAACUUCAUGGAGUUAUAGUUCAAACGAGAUAGUUGCUGCAGCCAUGGUUGCAGCUCAUGUUUCAGAACUCUUUAGACGAUCAAAGGCUUGCAUGCACGCUCUCUCUAUCCUGAUGCGAUGCAAGUGGGACGACGAGAUUUACACCAGGGCAUCAUCAUUGUACAAUCUGAUAGAUAUACACAGCAAAGCAGUUGCUUCCAUUGUUAACAAAGCUGAACCUUUAGAAGCAAAUUUAAUACAAGUACCGAAAUGGAAGAAAUCUCUCGUUGGUUUAAACGGAAAAAAACAAAUUCAAUGUGAAGACAGUACCUGCUUUCAUCCUGGACAAUCUGUUCAAAAGUGUGAUAAUUCGACCCGUUCGGAAACUAAACUUGUGUUCGAGAGAACAUCAAAUUCAAAUGAAGAGUUGGGAAAUACUUUAGGGAAAGGUUUAGCAAGCUUCUCGAUUGAUGCUUCUGAUUUAGCUAACUUACUCACUAUGGAGAGGCAGAUAGGAUUCAACUGUUGUGCACAAGUUCUCUUAAGAUCAGUGCUUGCUGAGAAACAAGAAUUAUGUUUCUCUGUUAUUUCUCUACUGUGGCACAAGUUGAUUACAGCUCCUGAAACUCAACCGAGCGUGGAGAGCACUUCAGCCCAGCAAGGAUGGAGACAGGUAGUUGAUGCAUUAUGCAACGUGGUAUCAGCUUCCCCAGCUAAAGCAGCUACAGCAAUUGUCCUUCAGGCGGAGAGGCAGUUGCAACCUUGGAUUGCAAAAGAUGAUGAUCAAGGUCAGAAGAUGUGGAGAAUCAACCAGCGGAUCAUCAAACUCAUAGUUGAGCUAAUGAGAAAUCACGAUACUCCAGAAUCGCUGGUCGUAUUGGCGAGUGCGUUAGAUCUACUGUUGCGUGCCACAGAUGGCAUGCUUGUAGAUGGUGAAGCCUGUACUUUGCCACAACUAGAGCUAUUGGAAGCGACUGCUAGAGCAGUUAAGCCUGUACUGGAGUGGGGAGAAUCUGGACUGUCAAUUGCUGAUGGCCUUUCCAAUCUCUUAAAGUGUCGUCUACCAGCUACUGUUCGAUGCCUUUCUCAUCCAAGUGCACAUGUCCGAGCCUUAAGCACAUCGGUUCUUCGUGAUAUCCUGCACACCAGCUCGAUAAAUUCUAGUUCAAAAUCGGGAAACAUAAAUGGCAUUUAUCCCUCUUAUCAGUAUUUCAGUUCAGGUUUCAUUGACUGGAAAACAGAUAUUGAGAAGUGCUUGGGAUGGGAAGUUCAUAAUCAACUUGCAACUGGACUAUCAACUCAGUCGCUUCAAGCUGCUGCCGAGGAAUUAGGCUGCUCUAUUCCCCUAUGACGUCGGUAUAAGCUUAGGUUGUUCGUUAUUGUAACAACGUUGAAGUAUACGAGUUUGCAGAGACGAUUUACGCUAUGUUUCUUAUCGGAUACCAUAGAUUAUUUUUAUCUGGUCCUGUUUACAUAUCCUCUCACCAAGAUGGUUGUGCAUAGUGAGACAGUUAGACAUCUUAUAAGGCCUUAUUGUGUGUUCAAUUAUUUUUAGGUGUUUGCUA